GGCCCCUCCUCGCGCGAACGACCCGACUUCUCGCCUCCCCUCCACGAACCCCGUCAUUGCUGCAACUUGCGACGAUAUUGUCUCGAUUUGCCCAGUAUGGCUGCUACCGCUGAUAGAUUUAUACACCUUGCGCGCCCUUUGGCACACAACGGUGGUGGUGUUCAAACCAACAUUGCCCCGCUCACAGUCAACAUCCAGCCUGAGGCUGUCCUUUCUAUUCUUGACCACGCCGUUCGCCGAGAUGUCCAAGAUGGAGCCCAGUCGACUCGCGUUAUCGGUGCUCUUGUAGGUACCCGAUCCGAAGAUGGUACCGAAGUCGAAGUACGAUCCUGCUUCGCCAUCCCUCACACCGAAGAGGAAGACCAAGUCGAAGUCGAUGUCGAAUAUCAAAAGAAUAUGCUUGCUUUGAUUCUCAAGGCUAACCCCCGCGAAUCGCUCCUCGGCUGGUACACCACCUCGCACGAACUCAACAACUUCAGCGCCUUGAUCCAGAACUUCUUCGCCAGCCCGGAUACCGGCACUUUCCCUCAUCCCGCCAUCCACUUGACCAUGUCUACUGAGCCUGGUCAGGAUAUUGGUGCCAGAUGCUACAUCAGCGCACCCGUCGCUGUCAACGCUGAGCGAGCCGCCGAAAGCUGCCUGUUUAUUCAAGUGCCUCACAAGAUGCUCUACGGAGAUAACGAGAGAAGCGCCAUGGAAGCCAUCAACAGUGCCAAGGAUUCUGAAUCCCGUACUGCUCCUAUUGUCUCCGAUAUUGAGGGUCUCGGCAAGUCGAUCGAACAGACCAUUGGCCUCUUGGACAGAGUCAGCGAAUGGGUCAGCGGCGUAUUAGAUGAGGAUGAAGAGCCCAACAAUGCUCUGGGCCAGUAUCUUAUGAACGCUCUUGCUCUUUCCCCCAAGGUUGAUGCUUCUCAAAUUGAGCAUGACUUCAACAACCACAUCCAAGACGUCCUCAUGGUCAGCUACUUGGCUAACACAAUCCGCACCCAGAUUGAUCUUUCUCAGAGACUAGCAACCGCAGCCCUGGUCACUUCUGAGAAGGACAGUGAGUCGAAGAAUGAUGGCGAGAAGGGAAGCGGUGGCCAGCGUGGUGGAAAGCGCGGCGGUCGUGGAGGUGGCCGUGGAGGUGGCCAGACUCGUGACCGUGAGCCUCGGGAACCCAAGGAGCCCAAGGAACCCAGAGAGCCCAGAGAGCCUACGGAAUAAACGAAAGAAUGACGACUUGGGAGGAACUCGGUAGCUGAACAAUACCGGAGGGCGUCAAACGCCAAAGCGGCCAGCACACAUCUCGCAAUGAAUAACGAGAUAAUACGGGUUGCUGCCUUGUUCCAAAAAUUUAAAAGAAUCAUCAUGGCGUUGUGGUUUGUCGAUAUUUCAACUUUUGAAACUUUAGAUACGAACGGAACCGUUAUUUAAUUUGAAGUUGAUUAAAAACAAAUGCUAGUCUUUAUACGUCGUGUCAUCUACAUGAAAUAGCUGUAGUCCAUACAUACAGACAGACAUUUCAAAAUAUAUAGUACCCCCUUUGAACGCCAAAAAUGCUAUGCACGCAAAUAUAUGCACCGGUUACCUUUGACCAAGCUUACAUACCAGUAGCUGGCCGUUGUGGCAACGUAGCUGGGUUACCAUAGUUUGGUAAAUUGGUGUACAUUUGGCUACUAGGCCCUUGAGGAACUGGAGGUCUAUUCGGAACAGCUCCUGAAGGAUGUGAUGAAGCCGGAUGUGGAUGCGAGCCAUGUGGAAUGGCCGGCAUGGAGGGGAAUGGCGGAGUUCCUUGCUGUGGUGAAUGGUAUGAUGGGACAGAGUUAUUAGAUCCUUGGCGUACCAUACCAUACGUACCACCAUAUGGUAUCGCUACCGCCUGCUGAUAACCAGCAUAUGCCAAGUGCGGAGUGCCGAUUUGAGGACUGCUAUGAUGUGAUCCAGGUGUAGUGAACGGUGGUUGAGGAGUUUGCUGCAUGGAUCCAGUCGGGAUGAACGACUGGGUCAUCGGGUUGAACCCAUGAUUUCUGUUAUAGCUGCCCGGAAUCGGAUGCUGACUCUUAGGAUCAUUCGGAUUUGCGUGGGCAGGUAGUUGGCCAUAUGGAUAUGGGAUUGCCCCAGCCCCAGCAGCAACUGGAGCUUGGCCACGAGCAGGGUACGUCACAGGCGAACCAGCGUAACUACUGACUGGCCAGGCAGCUUGAGGUGCACCAGUAGGCAUUGGGGCAACAUAUGGCGCCAUCGGGCUUCCUGCUGGCGGGAAGGGCUGUUGAGGUGCUUGUGGUGCGUACUUACAAUAGUUAGCUUGUGGAAAUACUAUCAACAUCAAUAAUUAUCUUACCUGUACUGAAGGGUAUGCUCCGAACGCAGGUGGCUGGGCUGUAGCCGGCGCUCCAGGAUAUGAUUGUGCUUGUUGCCCAUAAACGGGUGGCGAAGGACCAAUAUAGACGGGAGUUUGGGAAGGAUAUUGGGCGGUUGGACUUGGAUAUUGAGCCUGGACCUGAGGCUGAGGAACCCAGGUUUGCUGCUGCGGACCCCAGUAUGGCGUAUACUGAUGUCUAGAGUCAAAUCCAUCGGAAUCAUCACGUCGUUGUUUAACCUGUCUGCCUUUCUUGCUGAUAGUUGAUCGAUUUGCCGAAAUGGAGCUGGUUCGUGACAUGCCGGUUGCACCCUCAGUGUCUAGCGUUGUUAGAGUAAGUUUCAGAGAUGGACAUAUCCACAUACCUGGAGAUGCUUCUUCAGAGUUUCCAAAGAUACGCUCUCGCGCCAGCUUAUACAUUUCUUCUCGUUGCUCACGAGACAAUCUAUCACUAGUUAGCAUAUAAGCUACUCCAGAAGACCGUCCAGUAUAUACUUUGGAUUAGAAGCCGAUGUCUUUUCUUUUGCAUCCUUAAGCUCGCUGCCCGCCUCAGAAGCAGCUUUCGAUGGACUGGUGCUGGUUGGGCCACUGUCACCCUCCUGCCCACGACGCAUUAUCUUCCGUGGGAGCACUGCAGGGGGAGGAGUGCUGCUAGUAGAAGCACUCAUUUCUGGAACCAUUAGUGCCAACGAUGGCGGCACUCUACAAAACGGUGUACGGAAGAUGCGCACAGAGCCGAUAUGAGGCUCGUAUGAGUGUGUCAUAUGAUAGUAGUCGGCCAGCUUGUGUGUCAACAUUCGGCAGAAUGAGUUCGAUGGGGGCAAGUCCAUGUAUGGCUCCCUAGAAGUAAAAUAGUCAGCUAAUGUUCACGGUAUUGCCUUGUAGAAACGAUAUUACGUACUUUGAAUUUUGAACAAAAUCCAUGACGUCCUUCUCCAGGCGCAACAGAAAAUACCGGUCGCGUGGGGUUGCUAAAGCGUCAAGUAAUUUAUCGUCCGGUGCUUGGCGAUAUAUAACGUUCAGUGCAUCGCCCGAAUUUCCAUCCGGAGGCUGCUCUGAGGAAGCGCUUUGAGGUGUCAUAAUACCCUGUGAUUGUCCACCUAGCGCUGCAUGCGGGUGCCGCAAGUCAGCGACUGCACUCCCUCGAGCACGGGCUGCAGCUUCUGAACCAAUGCGCGAGCCUGCUAAUAACGAUCCAGUAUCAUCAUCUUCGGCCGCUGCCUUGACACUAGCGCUGUCAUCAGGUCUGAGAGACUCUUUUUCGUCCAGUGCGAACGUAGUCCCAGAUGCUAUGCUCUUGCCAUCCAAACUGGGUGGCUUGUGCUCUAGAUCAGAUACAGAGUCUGGCCGAUUUGAGUCGCCAGAUAUGCUGCUCUGAUUUAUGCCACUGGAGCUUGGAGUUAACGAAGCUAGACCGCUGCCAUCUACGACCAGAUUGGGUCCACCGCUGGCAAUAUGCAACUGCUGAAGAUUGGCGACUGUAGCAUCCAUCGUUGAUUCUGCUUCUUUCGAUCCUGUUCGCCGAACAACCAUCCCAGGUGUUGUGUUAUGUCCCACAAUGAUAGGACCUGUUGCUUGCACAGCCGCAUCCGCAGUUGCCUUGCGCGACGUAUGCCGUUCGUUUGGGGACUCCCUUCCAGGUGUCAAAUCAGAUCGUCCGACGUUAGCCGCAAU
This is a messenger RNA of [Torrubiella] hemipterigena, 4015 nucleotides long. Lineage: Eukaryota; Fungi; Ascomycota; Sordariomycetes; Hypocreales; Clavicipitaceae. The record is from the annotation of a GenBank genome assembly.